Molecule: messenger RNA, 1261 nt
Organism: Cricetulus griseus (Chinese hamster)
Lineage: Eukaryota; Metazoa; Chordata; Mammalia; Rodentia; Cricetidae
Source: RefSeq, a predicted model, not a curated record
AUGGCGCAGGACAAUGCCGCUUUCUCCCCGGUGUCGGAGGAGCCGCCCCGGCGCCGCGGCCGCCAGCGCUACGUGGAGAAGGACGGGCGCUGCAACGUGCAGCAGGGCAACGUGCGCGAGACCUACCGCUACCUGACCGACCUGUUCACCACGCUGGUGGACCUGCAGUGGCGCCUCAGCCUGCUCUUCUUCGUGCUCGCCUACGCGCUCACUUGGCUCUUCUUCGGCGCCAUCUGGUGGCUCAUCGCCUACGGCCGCGGCGACCUGGAGCACCUGGAGGACACGGCGUGGACCCCGUGCGUCAACAACCUCAACGGCUUCGUGGCCGCCUUCCUCUUCUCCAUCGAGACCGAGACCACCAUCGGCUACGGGCACCGCGUCAUUACUGACCAGUGCCCCGAGGGCAUCGUGCUGCUGCUGCUGCAGGCCAUCCUGGGCUCCAUGGUGAACGCCUUCAUGGUGGGUUGCAUGUUCGUCAAGAUCUCGCAGCCCAACAAGCGGGCCGCCACGCUGGUCUUCUCGUCGCACGCCGUGGUGUCGCUGCGCGACGGGCGCCUCUGCCUCAUGUUCCGCGUGGGCGACCUGCGGUCCUCGCACAUCGUCGAGGCCUCCAUCCGCGCCAAGCUCAUCCGCUCGCGCCAGACGCUCGAGGGCGAGUUCAUCCCCUUGCACCAGACUGACCUCAGCGUGGGCUUCGACACGGGGGACGACCGCCUCUUCCUCGUCUCGCCUCUUGUCAUCAGCCACGAGAUCGAUGCCGCCAGCCCCUUCUGGGAGGCGUCUCGCCGCGCCCUCGAGAGGGACGACUUCGAGAUCGUAGUCAUUCUAGAGGGCAUGGUGGAGGCCACGGGAAUGACAUGCCAAGCUCGCAGCUCCUACCUGGUAGAUGAAGUGCUGUGGGGCCACCGGUUCACAUCUGUGCUCACCCUGGAGGACGGCUUCUAUGAGGUGGACUAUGCCAGCUUCCACGAGACCUUUGAGGUGCCCACACCCUCGUGCAGUGCCCGGGAGUUGGCGGAAGCUGCCGCCCGCCUCGAUGCCCAUCUCUACUGGUCCAUCCCUAGCAGGCUGGAUGAGAAGGUGGAGGAAGAGGGGGCUGGGGAGGGAGCAGGUGGGGGAGAUGGAGCUGACAAGGAGCAGAAUGGCUGCCUGCCACCCCCAGAGAGUGAGUCCAAGGUGUGACUGGUUUUCUCCAAACCCCUGUGGCAGACCAGGGGGCUAGACGCAGGUACGAGGAAGCUGCAGGAUGGGGAUGGAAGAA